AUUUAGGGACCGCCAUUCGAUGCCACGGAAUGCCUUUUUGAAGAUCGAUCCUCAUCCUCCGUCACCUGUGUCUUCCCUUUGCCCCUAUUUUCUCAAUUCCCUUCCCUUCGCUUAAACUUCCAGAAAACAGAGCAGCAUAAAUAGUCAUGGGUGCUGGCUUCAGUUCAAGCAAGAAAACCAAAGAAGAACUCCAAACGGUACUCAACAAGUCCAAGGAGAUCGUCUCCUCCUGUCCGGUCGUGGUCUUCAGUAAAACCUAUUGUGGGUAUUGCAAUAGGGUGAAGCAAUUGCUGACCCAGCUGGGAGCAAGUUACAAGGUCAUUGAACUGAAUAAUGAAAGUGAUGGAGGUGAUGUUCAAGCAGCUUUGGCACAGUGGACUGGGCUGAGUACAGUGCCUAACGUGUUCAUUGGAGGCAAGCACAUCGGUGGUUGUGACACUGUGGUGGCCAAGCAUCAGGCAGGUGAGCUUAUGAACCUCCUCACGAAUGCCGGUGCCUUUCCCAACUCUGCUACUGCGAAGCAGUGACUCUUAAAAGUCUUUCAAGACCAAAGUUUACCGUGGAGGGGCUGUAAGCUCAUGCUAUGUACAAAGGGCCGAUAUCCCUAGUUAAAGGUCUGAAUAAUGAAGAAAACUACUACUGCGUUUGCUUGAGUCCAUUUCUGUUUUUAUUUUUCAAGAACAGCAAAAUUGUAAGCUCAUCUGCAGCCAUAUAAUCCACAGGCUCAAAUUCAUGAACAAUGAAAUACAGGUGACUUU
Messenger RNA from Rubroshorea leprosula, 758 nucleotides. The record is from the annotation of a GenBank genome assembly. Lineage: Eukaryota; Viridiplantae; Streptophyta; Magnoliopsida; Malvales; Dipterocarpaceae.